AUGGGUUUUGGUGAUAGGUGGAUGAGGUGGAUGGAGGGAAGCGUUUUUUCUAAUUCUUUGUCCGUUCUCGUUAACGGUGGUACGACUAAGGACUUUAGAAUGGAGAAAGGCCUCAGACAAGGGGACCCUCUUUCCCCUUUCUUGUUUGUGUUAGCCCUGGAGGUCCUUACGGCUUUAGUGAAGAAAUCUAAAGAAGCGGGUGAAUUCCGUGGGUUUAAGAUAAAUGGUAAGAAGGAUGUGGAUAUCUUACAAUUCGCGGAUGAUACGAUUAUUCUAGCCGAGGGGGAUACCGCUAAUUUGUGGAGUGUGAAGGUUAUCCUUAGAGGUUUCGAAUUGAUGUCCGGUUCCCACAUUAACUUUCAUAAGAGUAAUCUCUACGAUAUCAACUUGGAUCAAUGGUUUUUGGAAGCCGCUUCAUCUUUUCUUUCAUGUAAAGUUGGUUCUUUACCGUUUAAAUUGCUUGGCGUGCGGGUGGGGGGAGAUCCUAGGAAGCUUGUGAUGUGGAGAGAUUUGUUGGCAAUGAUGAAAAAAAGAUUGGCCGUGUGA
Messenger RNA from Vicia villosa (hairy vetch), 546 nucleotides. RefSeq lists its product as uncharacterized. The record is from RefSeq and is a predicted model, not a curated record. Bases 1 to 546 code for a protein of 181 amino acids. The transcript has a single exon. Lineage: Eukaryota; Viridiplantae; Streptophyta; Magnoliopsida; Fabales; Fabaceae.